Molecule: messenger RNA, 387 nt
Organism: Symbiodinium pilosum
Lineage: Eukaryota; Dinophyceae; Suessiales; Symbiodiniaceae
Source: the annotation of a GenBank genome assembly
AUGCUCAGUAAAAACUGGAGAGGUGCAUCUGUGGGCACCAACUGGGCCGGUGUGAACUCCUUCUUUGCUCAUGCGCUGCCCACUACAGGCCCAGGCAGCCGCACUGCGUAUUUGGACCACAUGAGGCAGAGGGUGCAGUCUGACUCUGUGGUCGUGGUGUCUUGCAGCGCCAGGGAUGCAGGGCUUCGAGUGCUCCGCAUCUUCAUCAUCUCAACCACGCACAACUACAAAAGCAGCGGGUCCCAGGCAGUGGACGAUGUUGAGAGCAAGGAGGUCGGCAGCUACGACGACCGCAUCCUCAGCCUGGUGGAUGACUUGAUGGUGGAGGCCAAUCUGGUGUCCCUGCAAAUCAGUAAAGCACGACUGCAAGAUAAUGCGGAGAAGUAA